UAUCCUCCCCCAUUUUUUGUUUUCUUCUAACCCUAAGCGGUAUCUCCACAGCAAACCCAAGUUUUCGUAAAUCAAACCCCGUUUCUCCAACUCCAAACCCGAGAUUUCUACCACAGGUGUAAUCAUCUCUCACUCUCUAACAUCUUAAUCUGUUCUUACAGUACGGCAUGUCAAGCGACAGGUAACACAGGGAUCUGGCUAUGCGGAUGAAAUCCCACCGCGAACUGCUGCUUGCACUGCUGCUAGGAGAGGUUAUGUAGAUGAAAGCUGUGAGUGAAGAUAUGAAAGGUCUCCUCCAAGUUACUGUGAUGCCCAGCCUUGUAACUAUGAAUCAGUUUCAGGGUCUAAUCGCCAAUAAUCUGCAAUGGUUAGUUUCAUUUUACAUUGGCUGGUAGUUCAGGGUUUAGUCUUGAGCAUACUUAUUGCAAUAGUUUAUUUGUUUUUUAAGCAGCCUGAUUAAUUUAUGUGCGUAUGUUACCUUACGAGGAUGUUCCGCUAUCUUAGGAGGAUGUUCCUCCACGUUAUACUGAUGCUUGUCCGCGUCAAAGGAUCGGUUUGAUUAUGGGGAAGGUGGCAGUGCUUCCCAUUACAAGGAAGCUUACAGUGACAGUGUUGUAUUGUGGUUUCGCACUAAGGUAAAAUAUAGGCGGAAAAGUUGGUUAUUUUGAAUUUCGGGUAUGAGGGCACGGCAAACUCUUCGAGAUUGUUUCUCGACGUACUCGUCAGAUGUUGAUGAAGAUAAAUUAGAUACUACAGUGCAUGUGCAGGAGACUCUAUUAAAGGAAUCGGUGAAUCCUUCGAGGAGAUUAUCUUUGCUUUCUGUACUUACAGGAGUCAUUUCUUCAUUUUUAUCUGGUUACCGUCUUGGGGUAGUGAAUGAACCACUUGAAAGUAUUUCACUGGAUCUUGGUUUUAACGGAAAUUCCCUUGCUGAAGGUCUGGUGGUGACUACAUGUCUUGGUGGUACAUUUCUUGGGUUCAUGCUCGAGAACAGAAAGCGUGGAAGGUAUGCUUCUUGGGAGGUUUCUUGUUGUAACAGGCAUGGGUUGUGUAGGUCCAUCUAUUGCUUCAGUUGUUCGGUACUCUAG
This is a messenger RNA of Papaver somniferum (opium poppy), 1088 nucleotides long. RefSeq names its product probable plastidic glucose transporter 3. NCBI's taxonomy places the organism in Eukaryota, Viridiplantae, Streptophyta, Magnoliopsida, Ranunculales, Papaveraceae. The record is from RefSeq and is a predicted model, not a curated record. Bases 678 to 1088 code for a protein of 136 amino acids. The transcript is spliced from 8 exons.